AUGCACUACACAACCCUCCUCGCUCCCCUCCUCCUCGCCGCCCCCGUCCUCGGCCAAGGCUUCACCUGCAACAACGGCGAAAUAUUCGACAACUACUGCUGCGAAGGCGGUUCCUUCAUCGGUCCCGUUAUCUCCUCCUUCUCCUCCUCCCUCUCUUCCGCAGGUUCUUCUCGCUCCUCCUCCCUCUCCGACGCAGCCUCUUCCCGCUCCUCCUCUCUCGGCGCAGCUGCCUCGUCCCGGGAAUCCGCUCAAAGCUCCAUUCAGGCUAGCGAAAGUAGUCGGUUCUCCAACUCCGGAAUCCAGACCGCGACCACAGAUAUGGCAGCUGCUAUUACAGCGAGGGCGGUGUUGAAGAGGGCUAUUACGACGGAGGUCUCGUCGGGGUUGACUUGUGUGGGGGAUUCUGUCUCGAUGGACACGGAGAAUGUGCAGUCGGGGAGUAGUAGUGAUGGUACGACGUCGACGUCGACUGGGACUGGUGCUGGUGCUGCGACUACAACUUCGAGUUCAUCGGCUGGUGCGGCGUUCAUGACGCAGGCUCCGAUGUUGGCUGUGGGUGCUGCUGCUGCGUUUGCGUAUGGUGCUAUGUAAUUUAGGCGACUUAUCUGGAGAUAUCUGGCGUUGGGAUAGAAUCCUGUUAUGGAGAGUUGAGGCCUGUAUAUUAGAUAUUGUAAUGAAAGAUCGAAGUUUGAAGAGAAAACAUCUACAAAUGGAAUCCUCCAUCAAUAGUACCCUAUAAUUCUAGCUCAAUAGUCCUGAAAGGAAGCCCAGCCUUUGUAAAUGCAUCGAAUCGAUUUUGUUCUCUUAGCUACCCUGGUAAAAAGAUUCGUAAUGCAUCGCUGA
Messenger RNA from Mollisia scopiformis, 843 nucleotides. RefSeq lists its product as uncharacterized. The coding region runs from base 1 to 591 and encodes 196 amino acids. The transcript is spliced from 2 exons. The record is from RefSeq and is a predicted model, not a curated record. NCBI's taxonomy places the organism in Eukaryota, Fungi, Ascomycota, Leotiomycetes, Helotiales, Mollisiaceae.